UUCGCAUUUCACUAAUGCGUGGCAUCCAAGUAUCGAUUCGCAAGCAUUUGUUAAAAGCCCAAGAACGAAUCUCACAUUCCUCAGAGAUUGAGGUGUUCCGACAAGUGAGUGGAGUCGAAAAGGAAAUUUGAUCUGUGACGAUAGCAUCGAACACAUCUUGUUGAGAAGAGAGAAUCAGAUUCUGGUGUACGAGUAGCCAUGGAGACAGUCCCUGUGAAUGUGAGGAACGCUCUUGCAGUGGUGGUAGCGUCCGUGAUUGUUUACAGCGUGAUCAAGUUUCUCAGGGUUUCCGUAUGGCAGCCACUGCGAUUGCGUCGCAUCAUGGCUAAGCAGGGCGUGAGCGGGCCCCCGUUUAGGUUUGUUCGUGGGCAGUUCGUGGAGAUGUGGAAGUUUACAGAGUCGUUCCCUGACGCUUUGCCGAUCGACGAUUUCGCGAAUCUGACACCCACUGUCACGCCUCAGAACGCCUUGUACUAUCCAAAAUACGGAAAAAUUUAUCUAUACUGGUGGGGAACAAUAACCCGAUUGGCUGUGCGGGACCCGAAGAUUGUGAAGGAAUUGAUGGUCUCAAAUCACGAGUCAUUGACUAGAUUGCAGAGUGAGAGCCAGUUUCUCGCAGAAGUGGUGGGCAAAGGAUUGCUAACUCAGGUCGGAGAGAAAUGGGCCAGUGAAAGACGCACACUCGGGCCCUUUUUCCAUCAAAAAUCGCUCGAGGGCAUGGUGGGGGCCAUCAUGGAAGGAGCAGCUACAGAAUUGCAGAAGUGGGAGCAGGAGGUAGAGGAACGAGGUGGCACGGCGGAACUUGACGUGGAGCCAGACCUUCACAAGAUUUCUGGAAGAAUUAUCUCCCGCACGGCUUUUGGUGACGAGUUUGAAAUAGGAGAGCAGAUCUUCAAGUUUCAGACGCUACUUUCGCAGGAACUUUUAAAGGGAUUUCGCAGUACAGCAUAUUGGCUUGUUCCUGGUUACAGAAAUCUUCCUACAAAGAGAAACAGAUCGAUGAACCUUUAUGGUUCCCAGGUUGAUGCCCUUGUUCGUGGAAUUAUUAACGCCCGACGAGAAGCUGUUCAAAAGGGGGUAACAAGCUCUUACGGGGAUGAUCUUCUGGGGCGGAUGCUCACGGCUGCAACUGAGGGAUGGAGCGCCAACACGAAAGAGUUCAACCAGUUGGCUGUGUUUAACAACUGCAAGCUUUUCUACUUUGCUGGUCAAGACACGGUUGCGAACGCAAUUGGCUUCAUGAUACUAAUGCUAGCAUUGUAUCCGGAAUGGCAAGAUCGUUGUCGCCAGGAGGUGACGGAGAUCCUUGGCGAUGAGCAAGAUUGGCGUGCUAGUGAUAUUUCUCGCCUCAAAGUGGUGGGAAUGGUGUUCAACGAAACCUUGCGAAUCUUUCCACCUGCUUCUACACUUACGAGAGUGGCCGCCAAGGAUUUGCAGUUAGAAGGUCUGUUUAUACCUAAGGGCAUGGCUAUCGAGUUUUCCUUGGCGGCAAUGCACCAAGACAAAGACUAUUGGGGCGACGAUGUUGGAAAGUUCAACCCUGAAAGAUUUGUAAAUGGUGCGGCGAGCGCGUGUACUCAUCCACAAGCGUUUUCCCCUUUCGGACUAGGUCCAAAGUUUUGCAUCGGGAACAACUUUGCAGUGAUGGAAGCAAAGAUCGUCUUGGCCAUGAUGCUUCGACGGUUUCAGCUCGUGCUUUCUCCGAAUUACAAGCAUCACCCGACCUCCAUCAUGGUACAAAGCCCCAAGUUCGGCUUGCCAAUCAUCCUCAAGGCUCUGAAAAUCACCUGAAGACUAGAUCUCAUGGUUCCUGGGGGAGUGUAGAGAUGAUAAUUGUCUUUUUCUAAUUAGCUGGAGAUUAGCUUCGGAAGGUAAUUCGCAAGGGCCAUUAAGAAGGGCCACUGAAAUGUGCGACGAUUGCUAAACUGGAGCUUGGAAGUGAGAAACUUGGCUCUGGAAUCACGAACAUGCAGAUCAUGCCUUCGCUCCGUUUUUGCCAGCACUGUAAUGCAACCCUCUACGGUGGAUCCAGAUGAUGAGAUGUAGUCUCGUUCUCUGCAUUACCACCCAGUCCAUUAGCAGGCAUGGUUGGGUGUCUCUAGAAGGCAUAGUGAAUACUCCAUUUCUGUGUCCUUCUAGCUUACAAUCCUAUAUAUAUAUAUAUAUAUAUAUAUAGAAGUAUGUAUAAAUGUACUUUCAUUGUAACUAUUUCUCUCUGUUCCUGUAAUA
This is a messenger RNA of Physcomitrium patens, 2229 nucleotides long. RefSeq names its product cytochrome P450 72A15. The record is from RefSeq and is a predicted model, not a curated record. Gene Ontology annotation, molecular function: iron ion binding; oxidoreductase activity, acting on paired donors, with incorporation or reduction of molecular oxygen; monooxygenase activity. Lineage: Eukaryota; Viridiplantae; Streptophyta; Bryopsida; Funariales; Funariaceae.